This is a messenger RNA of Radiomyces spectabilis, 342 nucleotides long. RefSeq lists its product as uncharacterized. The transcript has 2 exons. The record is from RefSeq and is a predicted model, not a curated record. Bases 1 to 342 code for a protein of 113 amino acids. NCBI's taxonomy places the organism in Eukaryota, Fungi, Mucoromycota, Mucoromycetes, Mucorales, Radiomycetaceae.
AUGGAACUCGUUACGGCAAUUGCGGAACAAAGUCGAGGUGCUGCGUUGGAAAACGAAAUGUUCACUGCAACCGCAAUGACUUGUGCUCAAACCUGGCGACAUGCAGGUACGAAUGGUGUCAAAGAUUCUCGCGACAUGUUCUCAGCAAUUAACCGACAUGAACAAUUUAGGAUGUACGCACGAACUACCAUCAAGGCGCGUUUAUUCUCAAUGAUGACCCAGACGAUAAGUGACAAAUCUGGGGCGACGGUUUAUUCGCCUGGCCUGGUGGUCCUGGGAACGCGAUUUUACGAAAGUUCACGUUACGGAGAUGAAGAUAAAAAUGAUUCCGCCCGACGGUAA